This is a messenger RNA of Argiope bruennichi, 2845 nucleotides long. RefSeq names its product amidophosphoribosyltransferase-like. NCBI's taxonomy places the organism in Eukaryota, Metazoa, Arthropoda, Arachnida, Araneae, Araneidae. Gene Ontology annotation, biological process: purine nucleotide biosynthetic process; purine nucleobase biosynthetic process. The record is from RefSeq and is a predicted model, not a curated record. Bases 346 to 1857 code for a protein of 503 amino acids. The transcript is spliced from 7 exons. Gene Ontology annotation, molecular function: amidophosphoribosyltransferase activity.
AAAAGUUUGUAAAGGAAUUAAAGUAUGUUGCUCUAAAGUAUUGGGAAUGAUAUUUAACUUUAUAAAACAACGCUUUUCUUAUCAGAAAUCAGAAAAUAACGAUGCAAAACGAAAAUAGCGCCAAAAACCGGCUUUAAUCGCGCACGAAUACACUAUCGUAGCCAAUUGCUAGUCAGGACACUGUUGAACAAGUAAGAUUUCGGGAAGGUUGUUUGUCACGUGCCCAAUCGUUACGAUAACACUUGGCGCAAACUUCAGAAAAGUUUUGAACGGCGUGGUAACGUUUGCUCCCAGAGGCAGUCGUAACGCUAAUUCAGAAUUACUGCAUCAUUUUUCAAAAACAAAAUGAGUUUAGAACUAAAUGAAGAAAAUUCAGAUGCUUUACGCGAAGCCUGUGGCCUUUUCGGUUGCAUUGCUACUGGACACUGGCCCACAAAUUUAGAUGUUGCUCAUAUUAUUUACCUGGGUUUGAUCGCACUGCAACACAGAGGCCAGGAGAGUUGUGGAAUAGUGUCCAGCAAUGGGGACAAGCACAUCAUGCGAACCCACAAGGGGUCUGGUUUAGUCAGUCAUGCAUUUAAGGAAGACGAUCUAGCCAAAUUGAAAGGCAACCUGGGUAUCGGACAUACCAGGUACUCAACCCUAGGAGGCACAGAGCAUCUCAACACUCAGCCAUUUGUUGUAAAUAUGAAACAUGCCAAAUUAGCUUUGGCUCACAACGGUGAGCUUGUUAAUGCUUCAGAACUACGCAGAGAAAUCAUGGGAAGAGGAGUCGGUUUAUCUACAGAAUCGGACAGUGAGCUUAUGAUUCAGACUUUGUGCCUUCCUCCACCUGAACCGAAUAAUGAAACAGAGGACAGUCCCGAUUGGGUUGCCCGAAUCCAGAAUCUGAUGAAGCGCACAAAGACUGCCUAUUCCCUGCUCAUCAUGAGCGGGGACACUAUCUAUGCAGUCAGAGAUCCUUAUGGGCUCAGGCCAUUAUGCGUUGGAAAACUUAUACCACCGAGAGGAACGAAAGUUCUUCCUGAUAAUGACGAUGAGUGUGAUGGCUACGUGGUUGCUUCCGAAAGUUGUGCCUUUCCAUCGGUGGCAGGAAGGCUGCUGCGCGAAGUGGAACCUGGCGAGAUUUUGGAAAUAACGAAAAAUGGCAUCAGAUCCAUUUGUAUAGUUCCCAGGCAAAACGACCAAAAAAUGUCUUUGUGUAUUUUUGAAUACGUUUAUUUUGCAAGACCGGACACCUAUAUGGAAGGCCAAAUGGUGUACACUGCACGAAUGGAAUGUGGAAGACAAUUGGCCAGACAAUCUCCUGUUGAAGCUGAUGUAGUGAGUGCAGUACCUGAAACAUCAACGCCUGCUGCCAUUGGAUUUGCUGAAGAAUCUGGAAUCGCCUAUAGGGAGAUUUUCAGCAAAAACAGAUAUGUUGGUAGAAGUUUUAUUCAGCCUAGCACAAGACUAAGGCAGUUGGCGGUUUUAAAGAAAUUCGGCCCACUGAGUGAAAAUUUUAAAGAUAAACGUAUAGUUUUAAUCGAUGACUCCAUUGUUCGAGGCACUACAAUUGCUGCUAUUAUUAGAAUGCUCAGGGAAGCUGGUGCUACUGAGGUUCACAUUAGAAUAGCCUCGCCUCCAUUACAUUUUCCUUGUUACAUGGGUAUCAAUAUUCCUACUAAAGAAGAGCUUAUUGCAAACAAACUGAAUGCCGAUCAGUUAGCUGAGCAGAUAGGUGCAGACAGUUUGGUAUAUUUAACUGUAGAAAAUUUAGAAAAUGCAGUUAGGAAGCACUCAAAUACUGAUGAAAAAUGUGGAGGUCAUUGUACUGCUUGCUUAACUGGAAUAUAUCCUGUUGAACUUGAAUGGUGAAAGAACUCAAAUGAACAUUAAAACUAAAAGUUGUUACAUCUUUUUUAUUGUUGUAUAGAUUUUUAGUGAUGUUAUUGUUCCUACUUUAAUUGAUCUUUAUAAAAUUUUCUUUAUAUAAUUUUUUUGUAAUCAAAAAUUUAAAAUAUAGAAUAAUUUUAAGUGUCAAAUCAUGCUGUAAAUAACAUCAUACUGUUUUAUGUAAAUGGAGUUUUAUAGUUUCAGAAACUACUGAAUAGAAUUGUUUUGUAACAUAUUUAAAUAAAUUUUGAUUAUGUUUAUUAAUUAUUUGUAAUUGUGAAAUUGAAUAUAUUGAAAUCUUGAUAUCUUUGCUUUUUUGUUAGAAAUGUUUAUAUUCUGUGUGUACAAAUAUCAUCAAAAUGCAGUUUUUAAAAUCACAAAUUUGUAAGAAAAAAUGAAAGUGAGUAAAGUGAUAAGUCAAAGAAAAAUCAUUCAUAAUAUAUAUACAUAUUCUGGCAAUAAUUUCCUUCCAUUUAUUUGUAAGAAAAAGAGAAGAAAAUUAAAAGAACAAUAUAACAAAAGUCAUUUAUGUUUUAAGAUAUUUUGUAAAUGCCUCUAUGAAAAGAGAAGAGAAGGAAAAAAAAGACAGGUAGUACCAGAAUUAUUAUUGACACUGUAUGCAUAAAUACUAAGAUAGUUUUUAAAAUCACAAAUUUAAAGAAAAGAAAAAAAGGGGAGAAAAAAAACCUAAUUAUAUGAUUUGGGAUUUUCUAUUAGGUUUUAUGUGGAAGAGAGAUAACCUUGAUUUAUUUUUAUAAAUGAAUUGUAAAAAGUACUAUAUUUUUUAUAUUUCUAAAAGUGCCAUGUAAUGAAUAAUCUUCAAUUAUAUAUUUAUAUGUGUGUGUAUCUGUCUAUAAUAACAAAUCAUGAAUGUUUGUUUUUCACUGAAUAUAAAUUACUUUACAUAUAUAAAAAAUGCUAUUUUGUACAGAAUGCACUUAUUGCCAAGUUUUUAAUAAAUUAAAAGUGU